AGAUCUAAUAAUGAUGAUGUCUGUUUUAUAAAGUAAAUUAAAACCAUAGUAAAACAAACAACUUAUUGAAUUUUGGUAUCAGACACACAUAUAUAUAUAUAUAUAUAUUCAUCAAGAAACGGCUUAUAAUCUAGAAAGGUUUUACUUAAAAAUACCUUAAAAAUGGAUGAAAUCCUUAGAGGAUUGAUGGCAUCAAAUCAUAAAACAAUUCUAAAAAAAACAUUAAUUACAAAGCUUUCAACCAACCCAAGUAAGAUUGACACAGAAGAAUUGACAAGCAUUUAUAAAACAGCUAUGGCUUGGAUUGUGUAUAGUGAUUCAGAAUUUGAAGAGGAAAUGGGGACAGUCGUCAUAAGAGCAUGGAGCAAGCAAAACCAGACUGUCUUCAGGGAAUUCUUUUUGCAGUACUGUUAUACUAUUGACUUAGAUCACUUUGUUGGUAUCGAUAAAACUAUCAAUUUCAUACAUGUAUGCUUACGAGCUAUGGACGAUAGACGACCAUUUUAUGGGAUUGUACAAAAUAAUGCGAUCGCUCUGGCAAGAGAUAAAGCACCGUUGUCGUCGCUUGCUGCUUUAAGUCGUCUUCUCGUUGAUAUACCAGAAUGCAUCCCAAAAGCGGACAAAAUGAAAGGUUUAUGUAUCAUGCUGAUUAAAUGCGUGAAUGCUGAAAGUAUUUCACGCUCAGACGUUAACAAGCAGAAGGAUGUGGAGGCAAUCAGCGCCCUUCUUCACUACAUCUGGCACAAUAACAUCACAAUAGCUGUGAUCCCAUCUCUGAAGGAGACAUUCCGUACGAUCUCUUCAGUGGAUCUUAAAGAUCCUGAACCAUCAAUUGCCAUUGGUGCUCUUGUACAGAGAGUUCCUGUGUCAAUCAUCAAAAAAAUAACCAAGGAUGCAGCUUUUGACCAGGCUAUACCAGACUUAAACAUGACUGCGGCAUUAACACGUAUGAUGGAAUGGCUGGCGUGGCCAGGUGUCAAGAACAUCCACUUAUGGAUCAACGCAUUUCUGAAGAAUUUAGCGGCAGCAAAAAAGUACUCAAUCUUGAUUCAAGUAACUUGUGAAUCAAUUAUACAGGUAUUUGAAAAACUGAAGUAUGCCGAUGUAAGAGAAAGUACAUUGGCUGUUCUACGCCACAUGUUACUAAGCUUCCAGCACUUACCGGUUGCAUUUCACAAGAUCGUUGGUCUUGUACCGGAUCUGGUGAAGGCAUGGAGAGAGGAAGGCAUGGAUGAGCAUCAUGAGCAUCUGAAACAGUUAGCAGAGUUGAUGUAUUGUUUAAUGUAUCAGCAUGCUGGCUACCCUGAGCUGUAUCAACCACUCUUAGAUGUGUUUCAGAAUAUACCUCAGUCUUCAGAGGACUCAAUGAAACAGAUGCUGGACAAGAGUGCAUGGACAUCAAAAGCAACCUACAGCAACGACAGUGAGCUGUCCGCUGCAAAGUCUGACACCGGCAAGACGGGUCUCGUAAAUCUUGGGAAUACUUGCUACUUGAACAGUAUUGUACAAGCCCUCUACAUGACUGAUGGGUUUUCAGAUGAUAUAUUAUAUGAAGAAACACUGGCAUCACAAAAAAUAAGAACUGAAUUAAGAAAAUUAUUCGCAUUUCUGAAGCAUUCUAAUAGGGCAGCAUUUGAACCGAAGAUGUUUGUUGAAGUUGCUAGGCCUCCGUGGUUCACACUGAGAGCUCAACAGGACUGUUCAGAACUAUUAAAGUACCUACUUGAUCGCCUUGAUGAGGAGGAUAAAACUAGGCCUGGAGUUCCAAAAAGUAAUGGAACUGGUAGCACAGGCUUAAACUCUAAGAAAAAUGGACUAAGUGUUGGGACGAAAACAAAAUCUACGAAUAUGAAAACACAGUCAGUCACAGAAAAAUUCUUUUGCGGAGAAUCUUUGACAAAAAUCCGUUGUUUAAAUUGUAAUCAUGAAUCCGUGCGGACAGAGAUAUUUUACGACCUUCCGUUGGCAUUCCCAGAUUCGGGAGACAGAAAGAGCAUGCUGGGGGGAGAUCCCAACUCUGCUCGUAAACCAAGUAGUCACAGUCCAGAAACAGAAGGUGCUGAGGGCAGUCCAUCCUCAAGCUCAAAUGCUGUGCCAAAGCUUGUUGGCCCGAUUAAUUGGCCACCGGAUAAGUUUACACCGAGUGCAAUAAGGGAAAUGGCGGUAGAUGAAGCAACACGAAUAGUACCAACCACACGGCAUGAAUCAGACGAAAAUAAAGAAGUUCAUAUCGAAGACAUGCUUGAGCAUUAUAUAUCGCCGGAGGUAAUGGAGGGAGAUAACAAAUACAACUGCGAAAACUGUCUAAAAUUACAGAAUGCUGAAAAAACUCUUGAGAUAACACGCUCACCGCAAGUUCUGAUUCUAACUCUGAUGCGGUUCGCAUACGAUGUUAAAACGCGUGUUCGGCGGAAGAUACUUACAGAUGUGAAAUAUCCUCAGGUCUUAGAACUACCUUUGAAACAUGUAAAGGAUGGUAAAAAACGACCUGCAGAUUCAGACCUAUCAGAAAGCUCUGAUGCUCCCGAUAACAAACGUAGCAGGCAGAAUACUAAAUGUGGAACAACAGAAACACCGCAGCCAUCACAGAAAUACACAUUAUCAGCUGUUGUUUUCCAUUCAGGUUCUUCAUCAGAAAGCGGUCAUUACUAUUGUUACGCAAGAGAAUUGAAAGGAGGGGUUGAAGGAAAUUGGAACAGUUUUAAUGAUUGUCAUGUAACGCAUUCAAGCUACGAGAAUUUCAGUAGAGUCAUGAAGAACUUCAACAGAGAUUCUGCAUACGUUCUUUUUUAUAAACGGAACGAUAACACAGCGGAUGGGGCUAUGGGUACACUGCCGCAUGUACGAGUUUUACCAAAUGAUCUUAAGGAUAUUGUUGCUGCAGAUAACAUGAAAUUUUUAAAGGAGCAAGAAGCAGCUGCAAAAAGGACACAGAAGCGAGUGAGCUACAGUACCGAGAAUAUCAGUUACCACCGACCAGAAGAUUCAGAUGAUAAGGACGGUCCUUCCCCAGGCUGUGGUGGAGGAGGGGGCUUCAACACGCCCAUCAAUAGAUUUGUUUGUUGAUGUUGGUUUGAUUGUGCUACCGAUAGGGCAAGUCUAGAUAUUUUUUUUUGUGAUACUAUAUGCUACUAAUAAAUAUUACUUUGAUAUUGUCUAAAAUAUUGUAAUAUUAAGUGUUAGAGCUGCUAACCUUAAGAAUGUCCACAGUAUAUUUUGGCAGCAUCAUUAUCAAAGAGUAUAGAACUAUAAGAGGUCUGACUAAGGGUUUUGUUGAAACGCAAUCUUAUCUCAAAAAGUACUACCACAAACUAGAGGGCGUCCUUCAAAAGAGCAUAAAAAGCAUUCACAUCGAACGUGUGCUGCGUCUAUAGAACGCAUGUACAAUUUUCAAACUCUAUUUGAAAUAUAAUAGGGUGCCCCCAUUCUUGUGGUAGUCUUUGUCAAAAUCUUAUAAUAACAAGGUGUUCUCCGCGAUUUCUGUGUGCAAAUUCUGUAAUAACGCAGUGUAGGACGCCCUCCUGCAAUUCCAGUUACUUUUGAACUUUGACAUCUAUGAUCUCAGUGCAUAUUAUGGAACAACUACCAUAGUAACAACUAGGAUGCCCUCUUUCAAUUACAAUUACUUUCUAUUGUUUUCUGUGUGGAUUGGACGCUUCUCUUUGUUACACGCAAACCGCGGAGAACACUAUAUUGUUAUAAGAUCUUUGGUCAAGGCAGUCGGACAUCUUACAAUUCUGUACUUUGUUCAUGCUUGAUAAAGCACAGGAUUGAUUGUGCGCCUUAAAUCCGCUGCAUGCUAUCAGCGUCCUAACAUGUUGGCAACAGUGGCGUAAUUUUGGAAAGGGGGCAGAUGGGUGGGGGGGAAGCUCAGUGAUCAGUUGAGGGGCGCUAAUUCGCAAAAUACAGUAUGGUGAUUUAGGCGAUUUUUAACAACUUCACCAUGAUUUUCUUUUGGGGAGGGGGGCCACUGGGUGGAGCGAGUAAUUUUUUGGGGGGGGGGCAUCCGCCCCCAUGCCCUCCCUUAGAUACGCCACUGGUUGGCAAUGCUGUUUGGUAAGCUUUCCUGAUUUUGAUGUUUGAGACAGAUUGUAGCGACAGUUUCACUGUAGCAAUUUUAUGGAAACCAGGCUUUUAUCUAGACCCACUACAGUAUAUUUUAUAUUUAUAACAAUAAUGUAUUUUGGUAAUUUAUUAAUGACAUCUUUUUAACAUUUACUGUACGUUUUGAGCUACUAAAUUUCAAUACUCAAUUCAAGGUAUUACAUGUUUUAAUAACUGGGCAUUGUUGGUUAAAUACAACCAAACAGGUAAUAUUUAUUUUGUCAAUGUAUCAACUGAAAGUGUAACAUAAAUAUAAACAAUUAGUUUUAUCACUAAUAAGUUUUUUGUGUGUAGCAUCUAGAAAGAAUUUGUACUGUAUUAAAUGAAGGUGUUUACAAUGGGCUGUCUGUCUCAAAUAUGUAUCAGUGUUGUAACAAGUCACUUUGUGGUUGAUUUGUGAGAUUUUCAUUGCAUUGUGGUAGGUAACCAAGUCUUAUCAAUGAUAAUACUCUAUAAAAUACAUAAAAAUAAAAAGUAGUUAUUAUCGUGAUGAUACUAAUAUAAUUGAGUUUCCUGUAAAUUCAAGUUUAUAUACAGAUUAAAGUAAAUCUUGUGUUUUGCAGCAGUGA
Messenger RNA from Anneissia japonica, 4673 nucleotides. RefSeq names its product ubiquitin carboxyl-terminal hydrolase 38-like. Gene Ontology annotation, cellular component: cytosol; nucleus. Gene Ontology annotation, biological process: protein deubiquitination. Lineage: Eukaryota; Metazoa; Echinodermata; Crinoidea; Comatulida; Comatulidae. Gene Ontology annotation, molecular function: cysteine-type deubiquitinase activity; cysteine-type endopeptidase activity. The record is from RefSeq and is a predicted model, not a curated record. The transcript has 9 exons. The coding region runs from base 163 to 3066 and encodes 967 amino acids.